Molecule: messenger RNA, 1311 nt
Organism: Tauraco erythrolophus (red-crested turaco)
Lineage: Eukaryota; Metazoa; Chordata; Aves; Musophagiformes; Musophagidae
Source: RefSeq, a predicted model, not a curated record
GAUCCAACAGUGAGUCAGUUUCUCAGGCUGGUACUUCUGAUUUUCAGUGGGAUUUAAGUCAUGCUCAACCCCCUGUUGAUGACGAAUGGUCUGGGUUAAAUGGACUUUCUUCAGCUGAUCCCAGCUCUGAUUGGAAUGCACCAGCAGAGGAGUGGGGAAACUGGGUAGAUGAAGAAAAAGUUGCUUCUGUUCCUCAACGUGAAGAGAUACCUGAUGUUCAGAAGUCUUCAGAUAAUGAAAGAGAAAAAGCAGAGACGCUUCUUCAGAGUUCAAGUGGGAAAUCCAAGAAAAAGAAGAAGAAAAAGAAGAAGCAGGGUGAAGAAGCUAACUCUCCUGCACAGGACACUGAAGAAUUGGAUAGAGAAGCUGGAGAGGAAUUUCAGGAGGAUACCUCAAAAGUUCAACCACAGCAGGAAAAAGCUUUUUCUCUGAAGACCAGAAGUACUAGUGAACUGGCUAAGCCUGAGGAGGCGCCUUCACUUGCUGUUUCUACUGAGCCAUCUGUAAUUGUAUCAGAGAGCAGUUCUGACAAGAUCGCUUCCCAAGUGCCACAGAUGCUGCAAGAGACAGAUGUUUCUAGUCCCAAUAUUAAGCAAAACAGUGUGCCUCCUCCACAGACUAAGUCUGAAGAAAGCUGGGAAUCCCCCAAACAAGUUAAAAAGAAGAAAAAAGCAAGAAGGGAAACGUGAACUUCCUGAGAUGGACACGUGUUGCUGAAUAUUGUCGUGAAGAUUAUGCUGUUUAUGCAAUAAUUUGUGAACAUGUACAGAAUUUUAUAUAAAUUUCAAACAAUUUUUAAAAACAGAACUGCUGUGAACACAAACAUCUUUAAAAAGGAAUCAAAGGAAAGUAACUUUAUGAUAUAACAAACAGAACAUGAUACAUUUGAAAGACGUUCUGAAGAGUCUGUUUUUCCAACUUUUGGAGAGAGAUCUUAAAAAAAAAAAAAAAAACUGGUUUUACAACACAGUGCCCUGUUUACAACAGAUUAUACUCUCAUCUACAGCUGCGGAUAAAAGGUUAAUUUCAAGGAAGGGUUUUCUGUAAAAAUAAUUGUCUGUACAAUAGUGGGUGUUUCUUGCCUCUCUUAUGAGUGAUGCAUCAGAAGCACAGAAUGUCAACCAUUUGAAUUUGUUUCAUGCCUAAAUCAAAGUGCUUUGAUUAAAUACGUAAUCUGCCAUAUCUUUACAGUAAGUUGGUUAGCAAGUCUGCUAGCUGUUACAGGAAUCACAAGUGCAAAUCAUUAACCAUUUGUACAGUCAGACCUUCAUGGUUUAUUAUAUGAAGUUAACACAAUAAAACUGCUUUGGG